Engraulis encrasicolus (European anchovy) is the source of this 3676-nucleotide messenger RNA. It is a transcript of the gene rem1, whose product is annotated as RAS (RAD and GEM)-like GTP-binding 1. The record is from RefSeq and is a predicted model, not a curated record. The coding region runs from base 699 to 1598 and encodes 299 amino acids. Gene Ontology annotation, biological process: negative regulation of high voltage-gated calcium channel activity. Gene Ontology annotation, molecular function: calcium channel regulator activity; GTPase activity; GTP binding. Gene Ontology annotation, cellular component: plasma membrane. The transcript is spliced from 5 exons. NCBI's taxonomy places the organism in Eukaryota, Metazoa, Chordata, Actinopteri, Clupeiformes, Engraulidae.
GUAUAGGCUAUCCAACCUGUCAAACACGACGACAUAACAUAACCGAACUACAUGUUCACAGUCUGAAACUAGUGAGUCAGUCACUAACAUAAGUCUGAAUGUGUCAGCUUCUCUCCAUCAGUUGUGUCAGUUUCGUGUUGAUUUUUCUGCAGUUAUCAUCCAUUUUGGCUACUAUACCAUGCUUGGAUAUUGUUUUCACAUUGUACCACAAACGUGGAGGUUGCUUGGUGUGAUCGCGGGGAAUCAAGAUUUCCAAGCCCUACCCUCUUGUUGUUUUUGACCCUGUUGUGUGUGCGUGUGUGUGUGUGCUCACGCUACCUGAGUUUGGACAUAGGCUAUUGUGCGCUCGUCUGUGCUUGUCUUUUGUGCGUGCGCUCUCCAGCGUGCGCGGGAGGGCGGGAGCGUGUGGCCACUGGCCAGUCGCUGUGUGAUUGAGAGGCUUUGGAGGUGUAGUCCUAAGAGGUGUAGAAGGAGUGAUACCGUUCCAUGAUUCCGCUUCUAAAUUUUUAAAAGCGUUGUGGAACUUUGCUGACUGUCGCUAUGACUGCAGGCGUGUAGAGUUUCCUUUGGGACGGAACAGAUUGAUACAGUCUGAGUCCUGGGCUGACACGGGGGAAAGAGACAGACUGGAGGUGCACGGAUGCGAUGCAAAUUGUCUGAACUUCGUGGACUUUUAGGUAUGCGUGUCUCUUGGAAAGAUGACGCUCAACACGCAGAAAGAGGGCAAGGAAACUUUGCGGAGGCGAGCAAGCACUCCCAUCCCUUCGUCUCAUCAGCCUGCUCCGAGGAGCAGAGACCCCCCUUCCGAUCCCCGCCAUCCUCCGCUCGGCCAGUCGGCGUCUUACCACCCGGGGGACAAGACCAUCCUCUCACGGGCCAACUGGUCCUCGGAGUCGGACGACUCAGACAGCUCGGAGGCUGAGUGCUUGUAUCGCGUGGUGUUAUUAGGAGACCACGGAGUUGGAAAAUCAAGCUUGGCCAAUAUUUUUGCUGGUAUACAAGAGAAGGACGCACACAACCACAUAGGAGAGGAUACCUAUGAGAGGACGCUGACUGUGGACGGGGAGGAGACCACUCUCAUCGUCAUGGACACAUGGGAGACCGAGAAGCAGGAGCAAGACGAGAAGUGGGUGAACGACUACUGCAUGCAGGUGGGAAACGCCUACGUCAUCGUCUACUCCAUCACGGACCGCAGCAGCUUCGAGAGUGCCUCCGAGCUCCGCAUCCAGCUGCGGCGCAUACGCCAGGCGGAGAACAUUCCCAUCAUCCUCGUGGGCAACAAGAGCGACCUGGUGCGCUGCCGGGAGGUUGCCGUGGAAGAGGCCCGGGCCUGCGCUGUGGUGUUCGACUGCAAGUUCAUCGAGACGUCGGCGUCGCUGCACCACAACGUGACGGAGCUGUUCGAGGGCAUCGUGCGGCAGAUCCGACUGCGUCGCGACAGCAAGGAGACCAACGAGCGGCGGCGCUCGGUGUACCGGCGCCAGGAGAGCAUCACCAAGAAGGCCCGGCGCUUCCUGGACCGGCUGGUGGCCCGCAAAAACAAGAAGAUGGCCCUCAAGGUCCGCUCCAAGUCCUGCCAUGACCUUGCCGUGCUGUGACCCUGUGAUACUGACACUGCUACUCGAAAAGACUGCAUUGCACACUCUGUCUUCUUCACAACGUAAACGAGCACAUGAUGCACACACACACAAAAACACACACACUUACUCACUCCCAUGCACUGACACACAUACAGUACAUACUCAGACAUUUGGGUAACACUUUACAGUAAUAAUGCACGACUCAUAAUGGUUGAAUUGUAAUAAUGUUGUAAAUAAUGUAUGAACUAUGGUUGAUUAAGGCAUACUUACAACAUCAUUCCAUUAUAAUUCAUGCUCUAUUAUUGUAAAGUGUUUGCAUCAUUUGAGUUUUUUAGUCAAACUCGUGAAUUACAUUUACCUAGACAGAAUUGAAAUGCUGAGGUUACGUACUAGUAUUUCUGUAAUCAUGGGUCCACAGACAACAUAGCCUGCACCACACAGCUGGGCUGCCUAUUGGUGCCGAUGCAGACCAGAAUCUUGUCAGCUGUUUAGAUUUGUCUUGAAAUAGCCCCGCCUAUCACAACCCACUCACAGUUUUUCUGUGAACAUGUCCCAGUCCUUCACACAAUGACACCCACUGCCACAUGCAUGCACGCACGCACGCACGCACUCACACACACAUACACAUACACACAGACACAUGCACACGCAGACACACACAUACACACACAAACACACACAGACACACACAUACACGUGCUGUAGCCUACACACAAAGCACACAUUUAACAUGUGAGGUCAAGAACUUAUAGAAAGGAGAAAACCUCAUGCAACAUUCCCUCGUAGCCUACAAGUUCAAGGCCAUGGACUCAUCCACUUCGCUGUGUAGUUAACGUGGCCUUUCAGUGAUGAUUGAUUGGCUGGAGAAUUUCAAUUUCAUGCUCUGAAAUCUCUGAUCUUACUUUGUGUUUAUAUUUUGAUGAGUUUACAUUUGUUUGUUUAUGUUGGACUUAAUUCAUUUGCGUUGUUGGUGGCUUUAUUUAUUGUGGAGAUUUUUGUUUAACAACAUAGGUUGGAGUAUGUCUCCUUUCUGGUGGAAACCGAUGCGUCAUCUACGAUGUGAAGUAUAUGCUGACUAACCACAUCAAUUACAAAAGAAGAGAAAUGUAGGCCCUAAGUAUUUUAUGGGAAAUAUUUCCCAUAGCCUCACAGUUAUAUCACAAGGCCUUGACCAUGUGCUUUUGCUGUUCAGAGACACUUUAUCAAGAACUAAACCUGCCUUAUGUAUUUUCUGUCCUGAAUUGUAUAUGUGCUCUUCAUCUGCCCUCUAAGCAUAACCUGCUCAAAUCUUUUGGGCUCAGAUGUCGAAUUGUUUUCAAUAUGUCUACCAAAGAAAAUACUUUUGGAUCAUUGACAUCUUUAUACGCAGACGUGAGGGUGGCGCAACCCUAUCUAGUUUCACCAUUGUGUGAAGUUGGUACAUUCUUUAUUUCUACAACAUGUUUAAUUUACAUGGAAUGAAUGUUUUUGUAUAACAAACAAUAAUUUCAUCCAACAAAAGUUUCAUUCAUUAUUAGCUGUGGUUGCGCCACCUGCUACUAAAAAUGUCAAUUACCCUUUUCCAACUAAUUGUGUGAUAUGACAUCUGUGCGGAGGGUGUGGUCCUAAGGUUAACUUUUGCAAAGAUUUGCAAAGACUCAUAUUCAGUAGAUUAGUAGAUCUACUCUGGAAAUGACAGCAGCAAGACACACAGCAUACCAACAAAACAAAAUGUGUAAAUAUCUAACUGCAUAAGGGACUGCUGUGAUGGACUUCAGUCUUUGCUUCAGUGACUAUCUAAGUUGCAUUAGACGAUUCAUUUUUCACCAGCAUCACUUUUCACAGACUUGCGACAGACCACUGUGACUGAAUGGAACCUGGCCAUGUUCCGUUUGGCCACCAGACGUAACAAAGUAACAUGCUGUGGCCUAAGCGUUUCCAUGGCAACGAAUACCUGACAGGAACGCGGUUAAGAGGACUGUGUGUGCUGUUGAAGCUCUCAGCACCUGUGACUGAAUAAUAUACUGGUUAUGACUUUUGUACAGAAUGAAUGUUCCAAUUUUUUUGUAAAUAUGUUCUGUCUAGAAUUUUUACAAGUAAAUAAAAAGAAUAGUUUA